GAUUUGGCUCAAAGGGCAUGCCAAAAAUUCAACUGAAAAAUCCCAAGCAAGCUGCCUGAAUUUCCCUGUAUAUUCUUGUUCUACAUCCUAUAAAGGACCAGGCAAGCCAAAUUAGUGGGUUUUUGGUCUCCUCCAGCUGUGGAUGCCUUUGACAUUAUGACCGCAGAGGAUUCCACCGCAGCCAUGAGCAGCGACUCAGCCGCCGCCGCGUCCUCCGCCAAGGUGCCGGAGGGCGUGGCCGGCGCGCCCAACGAGGCGGCGCUGCUGGCGCUGAUGGAGCGCACCGGCUACAGCAUGGUGCAGGAGAACGGGCAGCGCAAGUACGGUGGCCCGCCGCCUGGCUGGGAGGGCCCGCACCCGCAGCGCGGCUGCGAGGUCUUUGUGGGCAAGAUCCCGCGCGACGUGUACGAGGACGAGCUGGUGCCCGUGUUCGAGGCUGUGGGCCGCAUCUACGAGCUGCGCCUCAUGAUGGACUUCGACGGCAAGAACCGCGGCUACGCCUUCGUCAUGUACUGCCACAAGAACGAGGCCAAGCGCGCCGUGCGUGAGCUCAACAACUAUGAGAUCCGCCCGGGCCGCCUACUCGGCGUGUGCUGCAGCGUGGACAACUGCCGCCUCUUCAUCGGCGGCAUCCCCAAGAUGAAGAAGCGCGAGGAGAUCCUGGAGGAGAUCGCCAAGGUCACCGAGGGCGUGCUUGACGUCAUCGUCUACGCCAGCGCGGCCGACAAAAUGAAGAACCGCGGCUUCGCCUUCGUCGAGUACGAGAGCCACCGUGCCGCCGCCAUGGCGCGCCGCAAGCUCAUGCCCGGCCGCAUCCAGCUCUGGGGCCACCAGAUCGCCGUGGACUGGGCCGAGCCCGAGAUCGACGUGGACGAGGACGUGAUGGAGACCGUGAAGAUCCUCUACGUGCGCAACCUCAUGAUCGAGACCACCGAGGACACCAUCAAGAAGAGCUUCGGCCAGUUCAACCCGGGCUGCGUGGAGCGCGUCAAGAAGAUCCGCGACUACGCCUUCGUGCACUUUGUCAGCCGCGAGGACGCCGUGCACGCCAUGAACAACCUCAACGGCACCGAGCUGGAGGGCUCGUGCCUCGAGGUGACGCUGGCCAAGCCCGUGGACAAGGAGCAGUACUCCCGCUACCAGAAGGCGGCCAAGGGCGGCGGCGCGGCCGAGGUGGCGGUGCAGCAGCCCAGCUACGUGUACUCUUGCGACCCCUAUACGCUGGCCUACUAUGGCUACCCCUACAACGCGCUCAUCGGACCCAACAGAGACUACUUCGUGAAAGUGGCCAUCCCUGCCAUCGGGGCCCAGUAUUCCAUGUUUCAGGCAGCGCCAGCCCCUAAAAUGAUCGAAGACGGCAAAAUCCACACAAUGGAGCACAUGAUCAGCCCCAUCGCUGUGCAGCCAGACCCAGCCGCUGCCGCCGCCGCUGUCAUUCCCGCCGUGUCAACACCGCCUCCGUUCCAGGGCCGCCCGAUUACCCCAGUGUACACGGUGGCUCCGAACAUUCAGAGAAUUCCCACUGCUGGGAUCUACGGGGCCAGUUACGUGCCAUUCGCUGCUCCAGCCACUGCCACGAUCGCCACACUACAGAAGAAUGCGGCCGCCGCCGUCUACGGAGGCUACGCGGGCUACAUACCUCAGGCCUUCCCCGCCGCUGCUAUUCAGGUGCCCAUCCAUGACAUCUACCAGACGUACUGACACUGGUGAGGAGAGUGGAGGCAGACCACAAACUACCCGUGAAGGAACACUUUACUAUUUAUGAAGAAAGAACGUGUGGGAUUAGCACACUCACGAAACCUGAAAGUGAAGAAUGUUAUCCAAUAUCAAUCACCCUGAAAGAUUUUAUAUUCAUGAAGUUUCCACUAGUUGUGUUGUUUUUCUUUUUUUUUUUUUAAGACUGUUUUCAACUUAGCCCUUGUUCAUACAUUUCUAAGAGACUUGCAACGGUUCAUGCCUUAAUACCAUCUCUCAAAAAUUUGUAUGCCGUAGUACGUUUGUAUAGAGGUUUUUUGUUUUUGUAUUUUUAAGGAUAUAUUUUCAGUAUGAAGGUUAUUUUCUUAACUUCUACACUCCAGAGAUUUCUAUUUUGUAGUACCUUCGAUAAUAUAUCAACUAUAUAUUGAAAAGCACAUUUGAGCAGCUAGGGAACUGUUUUGAAAAAUAGAUUCAAUAUUUAAAGAUACAAACAAUAGUGCUUUAAAAUACUACAUAAAAUGUUAUUUUAAAAGUUAUACUAGAAAGUGCAAUUUUAAAGUGAGUAAAAUCUCUGUUUCAGCUGCAUUAAGGGUUGAUGGUGUUACCACGUGUUAAGAUGAUGGUUCUACUAUUUUUUUUUUUUUUUAAAGAAAGUAAACACUCGAUCUGUCUUUAAGCCCACGUUGAAAAGACUUGUCACACUUCUAAGUCCAAACACUGGAAAGCUCUCACCGGCCACCAUUACCCUGUUUCCCCGCUCCUUCUCCACGUGUCUUGCCCUCCCCACCCCCCUAUUCAUUCCUUCCUUCCUAUCCCCAGCCCCACCUCCAAGUUUGGCAAGUCUAGGGCGAAUGAAUUCCUCUGAUAGAGAGAACUUUGAUGGCUUUUAUACUUCUUCCUGGGUUUUUGUGGGGUUUUUUUGUUUUGUUGUGGGUUUUUCUUUUUGUCUUGGUUAGAGAGGUAUUUUCAAUAGCAGAGUAUGCAUAAGCACAAGAUUGUAAUACUUUCCAUAAGACAUUUUUGCAUAGCUAUUUAAUGUCUCAUAUAAAACCUUAGUUCCUUUUCUAAUGCUUUUAUUUUAUUCGUUUUUGAAGUAGGAGUUUGUAGAGACAGUGAAUGUUGUUGUCGGCAAGGCCCCCAGAGACUCUUGUCGCAGAAAGUUAUGCUUCUAGCUGCCUUAUCAUGUUUCAAUGCAAAUUGUCUGUGGUCGUCAAGGGUAUUGGAAAUAUUAUGUUUAUUGAGCAGGGCUUUCCUCUGUUGCUGUGCACGUGGUAGGUGAGCCGACUUGGGGCGCGCACAUCCAGGAGGAGGAGGAGAGACCUGUAGAAGUUAAAAGAUAGCUUGUAAAUAAUCUCCUAAUGCUGGUUUUUAGUUGUUUAAUGUUGCGGAAGUUCUUGGUAUAUAGUUUAAUGCAGAGUGAAACCAUUUUAUUUCAAUGUUAUUAAAAAGUUUUGUUUCUUAUUAGGAAGUAAAUGUAUUGUUGCAGUGUUGUGCCUGUUUCAAGGCUUUUGUUUAGCAGAGUGAAUGUAAAAUACAGUAAAAUGUUAAGAUUGUCAUCUGCUUUAUAAAAUACAUCAACUUGGAACUUUUUUUUAAAGGCUCCAUCAAGGAAUUGAGGUGUGCAAUAGGUAGCAAGGACACAGUUGUGUGUUUAUGUCACAUUAGAGAUCUAUAAAAUCUUUCCACUCACUGAAUUUUUGCUAAUGGCUGAAUUCUUAUUUAUGGAUUAAUAAUAGGAUCAUGCCUUUGGCAAGUAUUUUAGUUUUGUUUUAAAUUUUAAAUUAAGAGAUUCCCAAAUGCCUUUUCCCUCCCCCUCAUCUUAGGGUGGGAUGAAUUUUUUAUAUAUAAGCAAUAUUUAUUUAACUAUUCUAUAAAAUUAUUGAGUGCCUACAAAGGCCUUUAAACAUUUCUAACAUUUCUUUCCAUCGUUCUUAAAUGACAUAAAAUAAUCGUGCAAUGUUCCUGAUGAUGUACCCAGCAAGCUGCAUCCAAACUCGAAUCUGUUGGAAUGAGUAAUCCAACAAAAUGCAAUUUGGAUCAGAUCCUCAUCCCUUGACUCGGUGUGAAAGAACUUCCAGUGAAGGAUUGUCGCAGAGUUCACUGGAUGAGACUCUGACCUAGCAGUCUUACUGUAUUUUACAUAUGCCUGUAAAUUAUUUGCAAAAAAGUAAUAAUAAUGAAAAGAAAAAUUGAUAUCUUAACAUGGCAACUACCAAACUACCUUAAAAACAGAUAUCGGUGAGCCUCCUCUCUAUGGUCUGUUUCUGUUUCAAAACCAUUUCACGUACACUACUGAGGUAAGUUUAUAACUUGAAAUGUGAACUUUUUUUUAAGGGUUAAGAACAAACUAAAUGUUAAAAAAAAAAGCUUUAGUGUUCUCUGUUUUCAAACAUUGCUAGUAGUUUAGUUAUCUUUAGUUGCUUUGUAUUUGAAAAGCUUUUAAGUUUAUUUAGAUCUUUCUCCAUUUACAAUACAUUCUUAGGAUGUAUGUAGUAAAUAAAGCUUUCUUUAAAGCAGUUUCGAGACCUU
Messenger RNA from Odobenus rosmarus divergens (Pacific walrus), 4227 nucleotides. It is a transcript of the gene RBM47, whose product is annotated as RNA binding motif protein 47. The transcript has 4 exons. Gene Ontology annotation, molecular function: mRNA binding. NCBI's taxonomy places the organism in Eukaryota, Metazoa, Chordata, Mammalia, Carnivora, Odobenidae. Bases 157 to 1701 code for a protein of 514 amino acids. Gene Ontology annotation, cellular component: nucleus. The record is from RefSeq and is a predicted model, not a curated record.